AUGCGCAGUGCUUUGCUCUCUUGGAAUAGAACAUUCACUCUUAAAUUACCCCGCCCCCGCCUUUCCAUCCAGGAACGUCCGCGACAUCUUCGAUACCCAAACCGCAUUUUCUUCGUUUCUACUAGACUCUCAAUCAUGCCUUCGCAGACUUUCAAGUUGAACUCGGGAUACGACAUCCCCGCCGUUGCACUCGGCACCUGGCAGUCUGCCCCCGGCCAAGUCCAGGAAGCCGUCUCCUAUGCCCUGAAGAUCGGCUACAAGGCUAUUGAUGGCGCCUACUGUUACGCCAACGAGGACGAAGUUGGCCAGGGUCUUAAGGAGGCCUUUGCCAAUGGCGUUAAGCGCGAAGACAUUUUCGUUGUCACCAAGCUUUGGGCUACCUACACAACCAGCGAUGAGAGAGUAAAGCUGGGUCUUGAAAAGAGCUUGAAGAGCCUGGGCCUUGACUAUGUUGACCUAUUCCUUGUCCACUGGCCUGUUGCCAUGAACCCCGAGGGCAACCACGACAGAUUCCCUACUAAGCCCGACGGCAGCCGUGACAUCCUCCACAGCCACUCCCAUGUUGAUACCUGGAAGUCUAUGGAGAAGCUCCUAGACACUGGCAAGGUCCGGUCCAUUGGUGUUUGCAACUACAGCAAGAGAUAUCUCGAGGAGCUCCUCCCCCAGGCCAAGGUCGUUCCCGCCGUCAACCAGAUCGAGAACCACCCCAGUCUGCCUCAGCAGGAGAUUGUCGACUUCUGCAAGGAGAAGGGCAUUCACAUCAUGGCCUACAGCCCACUCGGCUCUACUGGUGGCCCCCUCCUGAGCGCCGCCCCCGUUGUCAAGAUUGCCGAGAAGCGGGGUGUCACGGCCUCCACCGUGCUCCUCAGCUACCACGUCGCUCGUGGCAGCACCGUCAUUGCCAAGUCCGUUACCGCCGAGCGCAUCAAGGCCAACCUCGACAUUGUCGACUUGGAUGAUGAGGACCUUAAGGAGCUCCGCGCCUACUCAGACGACCUGACGGCUAAGAAGGAGCUGAAGCGUUACGUCUACCCUCCGUUCGGCAUUGACUUCGGGUUCCCCGACAAGUCUUAA
Messenger RNA from Colletotrichum truncatum, 1074 nucleotides. RefSeq names its product aldo/keto reductase. Lineage: Eukaryota; Fungi; Ascomycota; Sordariomycetes; Glomerellales; Glomerellaceae. Gene Ontology annotation, molecular function: aldose reductase (NADPH) activity. The record is from RefSeq and is a predicted model, not a curated record. Gene Ontology annotation, cellular component: cytosol.